Acanthisitta chloris (rifleman) is the source of this 3297-nucleotide messenger RNA. It is a transcript of the gene PPP2R3A, whose product is annotated as protein phosphatase 2, regulatory subunit B'', alpha. The coding region runs from base 1 to 3297 and encodes 1098 amino acids. Gene Ontology annotation, molecular function: calcium ion binding; protein phosphatase regulator activity. Lineage: Eukaryota; Metazoa; Chordata; Aves; Passeriformes; Acanthisittidae. The record is from RefSeq and is a predicted model, not a curated record. Gene Ontology annotation, biological process: protein dephosphorylation. Gene Ontology annotation, cellular component: protein phosphatase type 2A complex. The transcript has 12 exons.
AUGGUGAGUUUUCAAGCCUCACUUCCAAGCGUGGUCUGUGCUAUGGCAGCAACCUACAGGCUCAUGGUCACUUCUGUGAACUGCUACAGCAGUGUGGUGAUAGAGCAGCACUUCCAGCACACUGUGCACUACUGCACGGGCACUUGCCAAGUGUUCAAGCGAGGUGUGACGUGCAUAGUUGCCCACCACAGUGUCUGUGCAGAGCUCAGUGUCCCAGAUGCCAACCUAGACCCUAAAACUCCUGUUCCUGAAAAUGGACUUACCUUGCCUGGAAAUGGGGACUAUCACCAAAUCUUCCCAAAUAGUCCGAGAAUCAAAAAGGGCUCUUCAGUGCAAGCCUCCAGCAGUUUGAAAGACAUUACUGGUGAGGCAAUAAACCUUGCCAGUGGUAAAACAAAGGAAUUCUCCUUUGAGAAGCUCAAAAACUCCUCCAGUCAUGUGGCUUACAGAAAGGGAAGGAAAGUUCGGUCGGAAUCUUUCAGCAGACGAUCCUUCGAUUUUGACUUGAUUUAUGGACACUUCAACAAUGAUGAGAACUGCCCUCCGUGUGGCUUUUUGCAGAGUCCCUCACCUGUGGAGAAAUGGCAGGAGAGCAAUGAUGCUCCAGAAGUCACCAUGAAUCCCCUGGUUCCCUUCUCCCCUCAUUCCUUCUCUGAAGAAAACUUCAUUACCCAGAUUUUGGAAAAGCACAAGCUAGACGGUGGUUCUGGUGGGGAUAUUAAGGUGUGCUUGGACAUCUUGCUCAAGUGCUCAGAGGAUCUGAAGAAGUGCACAGAUAUCAUAAAACAUUGCAUCAAAAAGAAGUCUGCAGACAGCGUUAGUGGGGGGAACAGCAAUGAUCCCCUGGCUAGUUCUGAAAUGAUCUACAUGAACCUGAUGACAAGAUUUUCCUCCUACCUGAAGAAGCUUCCCCUGGAGCUGAAGCCACUGGGGCAGAAGGAAGUGAGUGACUGGGCAGAACUCCUGAACUGCUUUCAUGGCUUGCAGCAAACUCCCUUUCCCCCAGUGUUUGGCGAUGAGCAGCCACCCAGGUACGAGGACAUUAUGCAGCUGCCAUCCUCAAGUGCAGUUCCUCUUGCACUGCCAGGGGAUCAGUGUGAGGAGACAAGUGCCUCUCAGUCCAUGCAAACAGGUACCGUGAGCUUCACCUCAAGCUCCCUCCCCAGCAUCCCCCAGGAGGGCAGUGGGAGAGCUGUGCAAGGUGCUCUACCUCAGUUCCCAGCCACAAGCCCCUCUGACUGCACAGCUUCCAUCGAGGCACUGUACAUUGAGGAGGAGUCUGAUGGGGAAAGAGCAGUAGGGAAGGGAAAGCAGGUGGAGCAGAAUGGGGUCUGGGAGAGUUUGGGGCACAGCUGCCAGCGAGCUGGCUCUUCAGAUGUGAAAGCAGAGUGUGCCAGAGUGGGAGAUGCUGAGCUCUCCCAAACGUCCGAGAAACUGACUCCAUUAAAGCCAGGUUCGGAUUCUGUGUUGUGUGGGGCCCAAGCUGGUGUCUCCAGAGGAGACCAGACAUGCAGUAAGGUGGACAAGGAGGAGAUAGACAAACUGCUGCUGGACUUGGAGUGCUUCUCACAGAAAAUGGAGAGUACCUUGAGGGAGCCCUCUGGGAAGGAGGUGUUUGGCAGGCAGGGGAAGCAGGUUCUACCUCUGGCUCCUGAACCCAAAAGCAAACCUGCUGACCCCACCUCUUUGUCAAAUAUCAUGGAAACCAAUGGUCACAAGAUGGAGGAGGAUGACAAAGCCCUUUUACUGCGCAUCCUGGGAAGCAUCGAGGACUUUGCCCAGGAGCUGGUGGAAUUCCAGACAGGCAAGGGGAGCUUGUCCAAGGAGAGGGAAGUGAUGCAGAUUCUUCAGGAAACUUUAGCAGCUCCUUCGCAGUCCCUCCCUGCAGGGCAAAAAAGCCAUGCUGGGGCUGCCUCCAAGGACUCUGUUCCAGCUUCAAUUCAACAGGCCCCAGAAGUCAUUAAGGUUCAAAGCAAACAAGAGAAGAAGCCUGGAAGUUCCUCCCCAGCCUCUCGAAACCCUGCGGUUAGCCCUUGCACUCUCCUGCCUGUGAAUAAAGCUGCCAGCAGUACCCCCUUGUCCAUCAACAUUCCACGUUUCUACUUCCCUAAAGGACUUCCCAGUGUCUGCACUAAUCAUGAAGAAAUCAUUGCCAGGAUUGAAGAAGCCUUUAGAGAGUUUGAAGCUGAGAAAGCAAACAUAUGUGAAAUGGGGAAAAUUGCUAAGAUCUGUGGCUGCCCACUCUACUGGAAAGCACCUCUGUUCAGUGCCUCAGGAGGAGAGGGGACAGGAUGUGUAUCUGUGCAAUCCUUUGUGUCCAUGUGGAGAAAAAUCCUGCGGAACUGCCACGACGAUGUGUCCAGGUUCAUGUCCCUCCUGGCCAAGCCUGGCUGUGACUACCUGCAGCAGGAAGACUUCAUCCCACUGCUCCAGGAUGUGGUGGAAACACAUCCUGGCCUGACGUUCCUGAAGGAUGCUCCGGAGUUCCACUCGCGGUACAUUACAACGGUUAUACAGAGAAUAUUCUACACAGUCAAUCGAUCCUGGUCUGGGAAGAUCACUCUAACAGAGCUGAGGAAAAGCAACUUCUUGCAAACUCUUGCUCUCUUGGAAGAAGAGGAUGACAUAAAUCAGAUCACAGAUUAUUUCUCCUACGAGCACUUCUAUGUAAUAUACUGUAAAUUCUGGGAGCUGGACACUGAUCAUGAUCUUUACAUCAGCCAGAAGGAUCUGGCUAGGUACAGUGAUCAAGCUUUAUCAAACAGGAUCAUUGAGCGAAUAUUCAGUGGCGCCGUGGUGAGAGGCACUGAAGUGCAAAAGGAAGGUCGCAUGAGUUACGCUGAUUUCGUGUGGCUCCUGAUUUCAGAGGAAGACAAAAGGAGUGCUACAAGCAUUGAGUACUGGUUCCGGUGCAUGGACCUGGAUGGGGAUGGAGUGCUGUCCAUGUACGAGCUGGAGUACUUCUACGAGGAGCAGUGUGAGCGGAUGGAGGUGAUGGGCAUAGAGCCACUGCCAUUCCAGGACUUGCUGUGUCAGAUGCUUGAUCUUGUUAAGCCAGAGAGGGAAGGAAGAGUAACCCUGCGAGACCUGAAGAGGUGCAGAAUGGCUCAUGUGUUCUACAACACCUUCUUCAAUUUAGAGAAGUACCUGGACAAUGAACAGAGAGAUCCCUUUGCAAUGCAGAAGGACCUCGACAGCGACGGCCCUGAGCCCUCGGAGUGGGACAGAUAUGCAGCUGAGGAGUAUGAGAUCCUGGUGGCCGAGGAGUCUGGGAAUGAGCAGCUGCAGGAAGGGUAA